Messenger RNA from Abrus precatorius (Indian licorice), 1545 nucleotides. Its product is annotated as autophagy-related protein 18a-like. Bases 60 to 1319 code for a protein of 419 amino acids. The transcript has 4 exons. The record is from RefSeq and is a predicted model, not a curated record. Gene Ontology annotation, cellular component: extrinsic component of membrane; cytosol; phagophore assembly site membrane. Gene Ontology annotation, molecular function: phosphatidylinositol-3,5-bisphosphate binding; protein binding; phosphatidylinositol-3-phosphate binding. NCBI's taxonomy places the organism in Eukaryota, Viridiplantae, Streptophyta, Magnoliopsida, Fabales, Fabaceae. Gene Ontology annotation, biological process: nucleophagy; autophagy of mitochondrion; protein localization to phagophore assembly site.
GCUGAGAAUAAUUUUCAAUCCUUCAAACACCAAAAGUAUUAUUCUUCUCACUUCAAUCAAUGGCCACCCUCUCCGCUUGCGCUUCACCACCUUGGCCAAACCCUAACCCUACGCCCAAUUCAAAUCCAAACCCUGAUUUUCUUCCCGACCAAUCCCAAACACUCGAUUUCGAUUCCCUUAUGCCUCCCCAACCUCAAUCCCCACUCAAUCACUCCCCCACUGCCUCGCCGGAAUCUUCCCCCCCUCCGCUGCCGCUGCCAUCGCUCCUUCAUCUCUCCUUCAACCAAGACCAUGCUUGCUUCGCCGCUGCCACUGACAACGGCUUCCGCAUCUACAACUGUGACCCGUUCCGGGAGCUCUUCCGCCGCGAGUUCGACGGCGGGGGAAUCGGCCACGUGGAGAUGCUCUUCCGGUGCAACAUAUUGGCACUCGUCGGCGGCGGGUCCCACCCUCAGUACCCUCCCAACAAGGUCAUGAUCUGGGACGAUCACCAGGGCAGGUGCAUUGGGGAGUUAUCGUUUCGCGCUGCCGUUCGCGGCGUUCGGCUCCGGCGAGACCGAAUAAUCGUGGUGGUGGAGCAGAAGAUAUUCGUGUACAACUUCGCUGACCUUAAGCUCUUGCACCAAAUUGAGACCGUUGCGAACCCUAAGGGGCUCUGCGUGGUUUCGCAAUUGUCAGAUUCUCUUGUCCUAGCGUGCCCUGGUUUGCAUAAGGGUCAGAUUCGCAUUGAGCACUAUGCGCAGAAGAAGACCAAGUUCAUCUCGGCGCAUGAUUCCAGAAUUGCAUGUUUCGCACUCACUCUUGAUGGGCAGUUAAUCGCCACUGCCAGCACCAAGGGUACGCUGAUUCGGGUUUUCGAUACGGAUCAUGGCACGCUACUUCAGGAAGUGAGAAGAGGUGCAAAUGCAGCAGAGAUAUAUAGUUUGGCAUUCUCUUCUACUGCUCAGUGGUUAGCAGUUUCAAGUGACAAGGGUACUGUCCAUGUUUUCAGCCUUAAGGUUAAUUCUUGUGUCCCUGAGCAUGAAAAGUCACAAAGUUCAUCCAAUUCUGAUGCUGCCAUUACCCCAUCUAACUCGUCCCGCUCCUUCAUUAAAUUUAAAGGAGUGUUGCCCAAAUAUUUCAAUUCUGAGUGGUCAGUUGCUCAGUUUCACUUACAAGAAGGUUCUCAUUACACAGUUGCAUUUGGUCUCCAAAAGAAUACAGUCAUAAUUCUUGGCAUGGAUGGAAGCUUUUAUCGAUGCCAAUUUGAUCCAGGGCAUGGAGGGGAGAUGACUCAACUGGAAUAUCAUAACUUUCUAAAGCCAGAAACAGUCUUGUGAGACGCCAAGAAAUGAAAUCCUGUAGCGGUUGGCGUUUCAGCAUGUAGUUAGGGUUGUUCUAAAGCGAUGUGCAUCGCGUAGAAGUAAAUAUAUGGAAAAUGAAGUGACACUGACCCCAUUGUUACUGACUGAGGGUCGACCUCGUUGCUUCCAUUGUAAUAUUGUAAUUAUAUAGUUUACAAAUUUUUUAGUGAUAAAUAUCGAAAGCUAUGGUAAAACUUGCAAU